AUGAUUACUAGACUUAUAGUGACAUAUUUUUUGAUAGUAUACAGCCGAGCAGUUUAUGCUCUAGUACCACUUGUUUCUCGAUAUAAUGAAACAGAGGCUAAGAUUCUGCUCAAUCUUACUGCUGGUGCUUAUUCCACUGAUCCGGAGAAAUGUGUCAACAACACAUUACCCAAAUGGCAGAAAUGGUUGAUAUCCAAUACAGAGAGCAUGAUAUGCGAUGCAUUCCAGAAUUUCUGUUCACUGUAUAUAAUAAGAUCGGAUGUUAUGAAAGAAAUAAUAAUUGUGUUUCGAGGUACGACGACAACUAAGCAAUUAAUUGUCGAAGGAUGGCAGUCGAUGAGAUCCAAAAAAAAUUUCUUUAAUAUUGGGAUGGUCAAUCGAUAUUUCUUACAAGCACUUGACAAAACCUGGCCAAAUAUAGAGCCAGUUCUCAUGAAUCCUCUGUUCAAGUCAUAUGAAGUUAAAUUCACUGGUCAUUCUCUAGGAGGAGCAAUAGCAUCAUUGGCAGCAACUCGUACUGUAAUCCAAAGAUUACGAACUGGCAAUAAAAUUAAACUUAUUACAUUUGGUGAACCACGAACUGGCGACUAUCAAUUUGCAGUGUAUCACAACGCUCAUAUCUCGUUCAGCUUUCGGAUCGUCCAUCACUUAGAUUUAGUACCACAUUUACCACCGUGUGAGAAAGAUGCAAACUAUCGGGAUAAAAAAAACGGCAAAAGUAAACCUUGUUUAACUGGAAAGAUUGGCUCGCCAUACCAUCAUGGAAUUGAAAUCUGGUACCCAUACGGAAUGGCUAAAGAUGCGAUGUUCUACGAAUGCUUAGGUUAUCCGAAAAGUGAAGACUUCCGUUGUAGCAAUAGUUUAACAUAUGACUUCAAGAAUUACAAUGCCUAUGUCAAUGAUCAUCGGCAUUACUUCGAUGUUGAUGUUAGUUCUCCAUUUCAUGGAUCAUUCUUCGAAGAAAACUUACUUUUCAUUUAG
Messenger RNA from Brugia malayi, 981 nucleotides. RefSeq lists its product as uncharacterized. Bases 1 to 981 code for a protein of 326 amino acids. NCBI's taxonomy places the organism in Eukaryota, Metazoa, Nematoda, Chromadorea, Rhabditida, Onchocercidae. The record is from RefSeq and is a predicted model, not a curated record. Gene Ontology annotation, biological process: lipid metabolic process. The transcript is spliced from 6 exons.